AUGAUAAUUGAUACAACAGAAGUACACGCUAUCAAUUCUUUUUCUAGAUUAGAAUCCUUAAACGAGGUCUAUGGAAUUAUAUGGGUGUUUGUCCCUAUUUUGAUUCUUGUAUUGGGAAUCACGACAGGCAUACUGGUAAUUGUAUGGUGAAGAGAAAUAUCUGCAGGGAUACAACAACGUAUUGGACCUGAAUAUGCCGGUCCUUUAGGAAUUCUUCAAGCUCUAGCGGAUGGCACAAAACUACUUUUUAAAGAGAAUCUUUUUCCCUCUAGGGGGGAUACUCGUUUAUUCAGUAUCGGACCAUCCAUAGCAGUCAUAUCAACUCUAUUAAGCUAUUCAGUAAUUCCUUUUGGCUAUCACCUUGUUUUAACUGAUCUAAAUAUUGGUGUUUUUUUAUGGAUUGCCAUUUCAAGUAUUGCUCCCAUUGGACUUCUUAUGUCAGGAUAUGGAUCAAAUAAUAAAUAUUCUUUUUUGGGUGGUCUACGAGCUGCUGCUCAAUCGAUUAGUUAUGAAAUACCAUUAACUCUUUGUGUGUUAUCCAUAUCUCUACUAUCUAACAGUUCAAGUACAGUUGAUAUAGUUGAGGCACAAUCAAAAUCGGGUUUUUUGGGGUGGAAUUUGUGGCGUCAACCUAUAGGAUUUAUCAUUUUUUUUAUUUCUUCUCUAGCAGAAUGUGAGAGAUUACCUUUUGAUUUACCAGCAGAAGAAGAAUUAGUAGCAGGUUAUCAAACCGAAUAUUCAGGUAUCAAAUUUGGUUUAUUUUAUAUUGCUUCCUAUCUAAACUUAUUAGUUUCUUCAUUAUUUGUAACAGUUCUUUACUUGGGCGGUUGGAAUAUCUCUAUUCCAUAUAUAUUCGUUCCUGAGCCUUUUGGAAACAAAUAAAAUAGGUGGAG
Messenger RNA from Ricinus communis (castor bean), 893 nucleotides. RefSeq names its product NAD(P)H-quinone oxidoreductase subunit 1, chloroplastic-like. Gene Ontology annotation, cellular component: membrane. Gene Ontology annotation, biological process: aerobic respiration. The record is from RefSeq and is a predicted model, not a curated record. Gene Ontology annotation, molecular function: NADH dehydrogenase activity. NCBI's taxonomy places the organism in Eukaryota, Viridiplantae, Streptophyta, Magnoliopsida, Malpighiales, Euphorbiaceae.